This is a messenger RNA of Pyrenophora tritici-repentis Pt-1C-BFP, 1413 nucleotides long. RefSeq lists its product as uncharacterized. The record is from RefSeq and is a predicted model, not a curated record. NCBI's taxonomy places the organism in Eukaryota, Fungi, Ascomycota, Dothideomycetes, Pleosporales, Pleosporaceae.
AUGGCCGAUGUCAAUGAGCGCCGCAAGGCACAGAAUAGGACUGCCCAGAAAAAAUACCGAACACGACAGAAACUGCGCAUCGAACUCGCCAGAGCUAUCCUGUGCGAUAAACCACACCAGCAGACCGACACGGCGACGGACAGGCGCGACUGGAUCUCCUCGGUUAGCGAUUGCGACGACGGCUAUCACACUGUCGCUAGCCGGCACCACAGCAACAACAACAACAAUACCACUUCUCCCAACAGACAAAUAUCCCCAUCCCCCAUUGAUACACUUCAAUCUCUAGCUGUCAGACAUCUUCUACAAACAGAUAAUGGCCGAUCCACGAGGCUGCUGCGCGACAGUGACGCCCUGGCCGCCGCUCUCGAGCAGUACGGCAUGCCCUUUGAUCUUGAUGGCGGCAGCACCCACAACAUGAAUUCCGCCGACUCGACAACAGCAAUGGGCGACGUCAGUUGUCUGGACCCGUCGCUCGCCCGCCUCGACUGGAUACACAGCAACGGCGAAACAACUUCUAACGAAGCGCUGCCAUCAUCCGGCACCUCCCCGCUCUCGUCCAGUGAUAUCGACAAGUAUAUGAUGAGUCCUGCAUCGCAUCAUCUACCAUCCUUAUCAUCCUCGUCUUCUUCGUCUUCUUCGUCAGCUUCUUCGUCGUCAACAUCAUCAUCAUCAUCAACGGCACUCACGCUCGGCAGUCUGACCACGCCCGUCUCAGACUGGUCGACAUCCGUCGUCGCCGACACCCCCCUCAGCAACUCUUCAAACCCCUCGCUACUCAAGAGCUGCUGCAACCGCCCCCACCCGGAAGGCACAGACGACCACGCUAGCUGUCCCAACAACAGCAGCAGCAGCAGCAGCAGCAGCUCCACGGCACUCCUCGACGAAACCUCGAGCCCGCUCUACACUGCCAUCUCACUUGGCAAUAUGGACAUGGCUCGUCUCCUCGUCCGCUCUGGCGCAAAGCUAGACCUACCCGACCGCAAUGGCGACACUUUGCUGCACCACUGCAUCCAGCGCGGUGACGUCACGACGAGCAGUGCGCUGCUUGACCUCGGUGCAAAUGUCCUGCAUACUACCGCCGGUGGCAGAACGCCGCUGCAUCUGGCCGUCACCACGGGUAACGAGGCCAUGGUUACCAUGCUGCUUGAUUGGUGCGCGAAUGACAAGAAUCCGCCUUUUGAGGCGGCCGCUGCUGCUACUAUGCCUACCACCACCGUCACAACAACAACAACCAAGCAGAACACGGCCGUUCCAACGUCUUCAGGUCGCAAAAUCAGUCUGCUAGGCCACUUCAUAGACGCCUGCGACGCCCACAACAUGACGGCCCUCCAUCUCGCCGUCAAGCUGCAGCGCAUCGACGUCCUCAAGGUCCUACUCGAGUACGGCGCUAAUGUCAAUCUAGGUUGCCAUUAG